AAAGAUUUCUCACAUGGUGCAAUGAGAAAAACAUUACAAACUAUUCUGAAAAUGUGCUACUAGCUUAUUUUUGUGAAUUGGCAACCAAUCUAAAAAUGAAGAGUUCAACAAUGUGGUCUCAAUAUUCCAUGAUAAAAGCAUUAUUAAAUCUUAAACAUGGAUUAGAUAUUAGCAAAUAUAUGAAGCUACGUGCUUAUUUGAAAAAGCAGAAUGAAGGCUAUACUCCCAAAAAAUCAAAGGUAUUCACAAAGGAACAGUUUGAAGAUUUUUUAAACAAUGCACCUGAUGAGCAAUAUUUGGGGAUUAAGGUUGUUUUAGUAAUAGGCGUAUCAGGAGCAUGUAGGUGCGAUGAAAUGGUGAAUAUGACAAUAGACAAUAUAGAGGAUUUAGGAUCUGUUAUUCAUAUAAAGAUUCCUGAUAGCAAAACUAAAAAGCCACGAUCGUUUACAAUUAUUGGUGAAAAAUACAUAAAUCUUUAUAGAAAAUAUACUUCCUUGCGCCCCCCCGCUAUGGAAAGCCGUCGAUUUUUCUUGAAAUUUCAAAACGGAAAAUGUUAUCGCAUGGUCAUGGGAAUUCAUACAAUUAGUAAUGUACCCAAAACAGUAGCAACUUUUUUAAAACUACCGGAUUCAAAACUUUACACAGGCCAUGCUUUAAGAAGAACUUCAGCUACAUUGCUGGUGAAUGGAGGAGCUGAUAUCACUUGUUUAAAGCGGCAUGGAGGUUGGAGGUCGAGCACUGUGGCUGAAGGAUACCUAGAAGAUUCUUUGUCUAAUAAAAAAGAAACCGCGAAAAAAAUCUUAAUGCCAAAUUCUUCGUCAUUGGGCCUGAAUGCAGCUUCCGAUGAGCGAAAUUCGGUGGACGUUGAUUUAACAGAUGUUGAAACGAGUAAGAAGUCAAAGGAAAUGUUAUUGGCUAACUCAUUCAACUCUACACAAAAUUCUAUUGAAUUAGAAGUCAAUAAAUCAGGAAGUGUGUUAAAUUUGUGCGGUGCAACUCUAAAUAAUUGUAAUUUCACAAUUAAUAUGUAAUUAUCGCUAAUAAAUCUCCAAAGUUCAACUACCUGAUGAUAUUUACUGUCUG
Molecule: messenger RNA, 1083 nt
Organism: Photinus pyralis (common eastern firefly)
Lineage: Eukaryota; Metazoa; Arthropoda; Insecta; Coleoptera; Lampyridae
Exons: 2
Coding region: 96-1031 (311 amino acids)
Biological process (GO): DNA recombination; DNA integration
Molecular function (GO): DNA binding
Source: RefSeq, a predicted model, not a curated record